CAUGCCUCGACCUGCGGACCCACUUGCACGGAUUCAUUUCGAUUGUAUAGAACGCUUUAUUUCGGAUAGACCACUAGCCAUCGACCGUGGAUGCACAUGGAACGAGGGGGUGCAAUUCUGAACCACUUGUACCGCUCAACAGUGACAUUGUUCUCUUGAGCUGAUCGAUCCAAAAAGCUCAUGGUCAUCCCCGCAGGCUUUUUCUGGCUGGGUUUACUCUAGAAAUAGGCCAUGUCAACAUGGCAAAAAACAUUACAUCUGUAAAAUGAACUUCCCUUAUUCAAAAUAUCAUUGCUACCACAAGCGCGUGCAGAGCCAGUCCAAGGACAUGUACUAUGAGGGCAGUACCAAUACCAGCACCAGCAUCGGCACUAGCAGCACUAGAGCCGACACCAGCGCCCAGGAUCCGAAACAGGCGAGCACAGUGUCAAAACUGGCCAUCACACAUCACACAUCACACAUCACACAUCCCCCCACACCAUGGCAGCAGCCACGAUUCCUAAUCUAAAGAGUCCAAUGCCUAACAGCGCAGGGCCUGCAGCGACACAAGAGUCCGUAUAUGUCGCUACAACAGAUGCCAUACAGCUAGCACCUGAACUCAACUUCUCGAUUACCCACAUCCUUCGCUCAAAGGAUCCACUUGAUGCCCAGGAGUUCAGCUCUGUCGAAUACAUCAACAAAAUAUUUCCCAAUGAACACUCUCUGGCAGCGGUGGACCAGGUGCUUGCGAGACUACAAGCAAAGGCCACGCAGGUCCAGGAGGAGCUGCGUGAACUGACUCGAGCGCAAACAGAUGGCGGCCAGAAAGGUCAGGAAGAAGUCGAAGCGGCAAAAAAAGGCAUCGAGAUGUUGUUCUUCAAGAUCAAGGAGAUCAAAGAAAAGGCAACCCAGUCGGAACAAAUGGUUCAGGAAAUCACCCAGGACAUCAAGAGUCUCGAUUAUGCCAAGCGCCACCUCACUACAUCCAUUACAACACUCAAACGUCUGCAGAUGCUGGUUACCGCUGUGGAUCAGUUAAAGGCCAUGGCUCAGCGCAAGCAAUACAGGGAAACUGCUCAAUUGCUUGAGGCGGUCCUUCAGCUGAUCCAGUACUUCCGAACUUUUCAAAACGUACGGCAGAUCGCCGAACUCACAGAAUCUGUGGCCAAGCUGCAGGUAGAGCUCGAGCACGAUAUUGUCAAGGACUUUGAGCAUGGUUUUACUCAGGACGGAAUACUUGUGGGCAACGCCGGUCAGCUCGCCAGCGCAUGUCUUGUCAUUGACAUUCUGGGCGAAGACGUCAGACGUAGCCUUGUUGAGUGGUACUGCAAAUUACAGUUACGAGCCUAUCGAUCGGUAUUCAAACCAAACGAGGAGGUAUCAGCGCUGGACAAUACUUCUAGACGCUAUGCAUGGUUGAAGCGGCUUCUCAAGAUCCACGAUGAGGAGCAUGCGCAUAUUUUCCCCCCAGCCUGGGAUGUCUCCCGUGUCUUGUGCAUGCAAUUUUGUGGAAUCACCAGAGCCGAUCUUGCCGAUAUCCUGGCAAAAACUGCAUCAACUGUGGAGGUUCCUUUACUAUUGCAAGUUCUGCAACUCACGCUAGAGUUCGAGACCCAGCUUGAGAACCGUUUCUUGUGCAGGGAUGUCGAUUACGCAUUAAAUGAGGAGACUGACGGUGCAGGCUUCGCAGAGAGUAUAUCGCCUUGUUUCGAACCAUACCUCAGCCUUUACAUCGAAGCGGAAGAUAAGGCAUUGGAAGAAAAAAUCGCCGGGUUUAAACUUCAGGAACCAGUACCGGAAGACGAUCUCUCGAUUACUGUCCUGGCUUCCAGUACAGAUAUUUUCCUAUUCUACAAGUCAGCCUUGACCAAUUGCGCUAAGAUGUCACGCAAGAAGCCUUUUCUGGAUCUCUGCACAGUCUUUGGAAAAUGGCUUCGAGUGUAUGCCAACGACGUCCUCAUGGGAAAGCUCCCCAAGCAAGGAGACAAGCGUCCCAUUAAUAGGGAUUUCCUACGAUCUAUCUGCAUCAUCCUCAACACUGCUGAUUAUUCCCUUACCACCACCAGCCAGUUAGAAGAGAGGCUAUGGGCAAAUAUCGACCCCGAGUUUGUGGACCAAGUCAGCAUGGAAUCGGAGCGUCAGGCAUUUCUACACAUCAUUUCUGCCUGCACGAAGGCUCUGGUUCGGGCAGUAGAGAACCACUACGAACCCGCGUUGCAUUCUAUGUCGAAGCUGCCUUGGGCCACAGUAGAGAAUGUCGGGGACCAAUCGGAAUAUGUUUCCAUGAUACAGGGAACACUUGUGACAUGCGUUGGAGCUACUCAGGACCUCAUUACCAAUAAGAGAUACUUCAGAACAUUUUGUGACAAGCUCAUUGAAUCGUUUGUCUCUAGGUUCGCAAUCAACCUCACGAGAUGCAAACCCAUAUCUGAAAUUGGAGCGGAGCAAAUGCUUCUAGACACUCAGGCUGUCAAAUCGUCCUUACUGGAGGUUCCUAAUCUGGGAUUAGAGUCCUCCGUGCCAAUCCCUACCUCCUUUGUCAAAUUUGUCAGCCGAGGCUUGGGCAAGAUCGAGACAAUUCUCAAGACAGCUAUGAGCCCGCAUGAACCACUCGACAUGUUUAUCGACCAUUACUUUUUGCUAAUUGGCGAUCGGAAUCUAUCAAAUUUCCAACGAAUUAUUGAGCUCAAGGGACUAAAGAGAGCGGAGCAGCAACAGAUGGUUGACCACUUUCAAAAGAAGCAGGCUGGUAUGGAGAACCUACAGGAAAACUCGCCAGUCAUGUCCUUGCUACAAGGAAUGCCAGCACACGUCUCCAGUCAAGGUGUUGUGGGACCCACAGCUGGACUCGCUGGAAACAUGUCUGGCAUGGUCCUUGGGGGGUCCUCAGGCCCUGCUGGAUUGAUGACGCCCAGUGGUCCAGGAACAGGAGGCGCCCGAGACAACAAUCCCUAUCAGCUUGGAAACAUUGUCACAUCCAGCAUUUUAAGUCAUAGUCCCUUUGCUGCUCUUGCUGCUCAGCAUCUCAACUCACCUGGCAAUAGUGGCGCGAACGCUCUUGGUGGUGAGUUGGUCACCAGUGGCGGUGGAUUGUUUGGGUUGGGACAGGAUAAGGAUUCAAAUACCGCAUCAGGUACAGGAGCAGCCAAUGGUGCCAGUCAGAGUGGGCAUGGGCAACUAGGUGGGUCUUUUGCAGCCAGUACCAAGAUCAACGUCAACAUUCGCAAGUUUGUUGCAGGCAUGAGAGCCAAAAAGGAUCAAGACUCGGCUCCUUCAGGGACAUCAAGUACUCAGCCAUAAGGCACAACAGAAGUAAUAAAAUUAGGCGUCAAAUACAUCUCAAUAAACGCGUG
Molecule: messenger RNA, 3332 nt
Organism: Gamsiella multidivaricata
Lineage: Eukaryota; Fungi; Mortierellomycota; Mortierellomycetes; Mortierellales; Mortierellaceae
Product: Vps53-like protein
Exons: 14
Coding region: 481-3279 (932 amino acids)
Biological process (GO): retrograde transport, endosome to Golgi
Cellular component (GO): GARP complex
Source: RefSeq, a predicted model, not a curated record